Molecule: messenger RNA, 1429 nt
Organism: Triticum aestivum (bread wheat)
Lineage: Eukaryota; Viridiplantae; Streptophyta; Magnoliopsida; Poales; Poaceae
Product: probable membrane-associated kinase regulator 2
Exons: 1
Coding region: 352-1134 (260 amino acids)
Cellular component (GO): plasma membrane
Source: RefSeq, a predicted model, not a curated record
GCCGAGCCGCCCCGGCAACUCCCUCGCACCGCACGCGGCCCCGCCCGUCCCGACGACUCCCCUGUUCCCUCCCUCGCGCCUCCGCCUCCGGGCGACGCCACCGUCCGGCCACCACAAGCUCCACCGGAAAAACUCCUUUGUUUUUCCAACCCCUUUUCGGUUUUCCACGCGUCCUCCCUUUUCGCGCCCCGCCCGGCCUCCUCCCCUUCGAGCCAGUUUAAAAGCCACCCGCCCACGCACCAGACCUCACAAGUCACGCUCACCCGGCUGCCACCCUCCCCGUCGCCACACAGAGCACGGCACACACGCACCCCUCAGCUCACGCUGUCGCACCUCUCAGCUCGCCACAACAUGCAGAUCCUCCGGCUCCUGGCGGCGCGGCGCAGUGCCGCGUCGGCCGUGGCUACGUCCGAGCCCCGGGACGGCGAGGGGGAGGACGAGGGGCCAUUCUUCGACCUCGACUUCGCCUCCUGCUCCCUCCGCGACUCCUCCUUCAGCUCCAGCUCGGGCGCGCUCUCGGGCUCCGACUCAGACUCCGACGAGGAGCUCGACUUCGUCAUCUCGCUCCAGCGGAGCCGCUCCGCCUCCUCGCCGCUCAAGUUCUGCGCCUCGGAGCCGCCGUCCAAGGCGAAGAACGCCGGCCGCAAGCGCGGCAUCGGCAGCCUGCGCACGCUCAGCUUCGGCGCCAGGAAGGCCGCGCCGCUCUACGGCGUCGGCCGCCGCAGCUUCGCCCGGAGCAGCUCCGCCAGCGCGCGGUCGCUGCGGCUCUUCAUGGCAACGCCCCACCCCGAGGAGGACGAGCACGAGCGCGCGUCGGAGCCCAGCAGCAGGCGCGCGCCGUCCCGGGACGUGAUCAGGAGGUACCUGGCCAAGAUCUCGCGGCGGCUCCGCACGGCCGCGAGUCCCCGUGCCGAGGCCAGAGGACUCCGUCGCCUGCGCAAGUGCCGGUCCGCGUCCUCGGCUGUGGCCAGCUCCGCGCCGCGCCGCGACGACGACUCGGCUGUCGAGAAGCAGGACGGCAUCGCCGGCGCCAUCGCGCACUGCAAGGAGUCCAUCCACCGGGCUUCCAUGUCCGACUGCGACUCGCCGCUGCUACGGUCUCGGAGCGACCCGGGGAAAUGCGAGGCCGCAUAGCUCGUCCAAGCUAUAGCUCAUGGCCACCGUCCCCAUCGCCGAGCGUGGAAGCUUCUCUCCGAACUUCAUUCGGUGAAGAAGAAACAGAGCAUAAAAGUGGCAAGAAGGAAAUCUUUGUGUGUUGUUUAUGUGUGUUGUGUGUGCUUCACGUCCUAGAGUUUUUAGUUGAAGGAUUUUGGUUAGGUGUAAGCGUGGGAAAAGAGCUCUUUUUAGGCUCCUUUAACCCCCAAUCACAGCCCAUCUCAUGGUCUCAUUCAUGCAUGUAGAUGAACGUGGAUUGUAGCUGUUGCGUCCC